AUGGAAACAUGUGCCGGUGCCCCCGCUGCGGUGAGGCCGCUGGGCGUUGCAGUGGCAAUGCAGACAGAAGGCAGCUGGCUGUAUGAGCAGUUCUGCCGGAAGGCAGCGCUGUCAGAAGAGCUCAGCCGCUUAGAUAUCCUGUGUGACUUGGAGUUCAAAGAAGAUUUUGUGAAGCUGUUCAGGAAGUCACUGUGCACGCUCCCCUCUGUUGGGCUCCCUGCUCUGCUGGCCUACAGACCACAGUCGUCCCGAGAAAACAUACAGAUUGAGAUGGGGGAGGACUAUAUUCCAAAGUGCGAAUACUGUGGUAACCUGCUGAAACUGUUUCCUUCCUUUGAAACUGUGUGCCUGCCGUCGGCGGACUAUAAAUCGAAAUUCUGCUGCGAGCGGUACCAGGAGCUCUACGAGUUCAUCCUCGAGGAGAGGAGGCGCCGCGAAGCCGCCUGGAGCAACCCCAUUGCUAUCGGCCCCCACGAGUCCCACGGCAACGAGACGGAGCGGCGCCUGGCGAAGGAGCGCGCCUACCAGAGGCAGCAGGAGAGACAAAUGGCCAAACAGUUAGCUUUCCUGGCAACGGAGCCUGCAAGUUUACCUGAAUCGUCCCCUCUCCGCCCGCAGCUGCUGAAGGGCGAGUUCCUGGAAAAGCACUACAGGCACGGAGGGAAGUUCCUCACCAUACUGCCAGACGGGACAGCGCAGCUCUUCUGCCCCGCCAAGCGAAGCGGUUGUGGAGCCCUUAUCCAGCGCGGCUAUCCAUCGGGAAACCUGGCGGCCGUGGUGGCGCGCGCCGCGGAGCGCUUCGUCUGCGUGGUGCGCGAGGACGCGGCCAGCACCGCCGCCGGACCGGCCGGGAAGGGUUUCCCAGGAGCUGAACACGCCUGGGAGGUGCUGGGCUGUCUCAGCCACUGCAUCGAGCUCGUGGGGAUACACAUGAAUAUUCAUGGCGGGCAGUACUUGGACCAGGCAGGCAACAGGGUGAGAACGUGGACGUGGCCGAACGCCAGAGCGUCGCCAGGGCCGCCCGUCCCGCUGAGUCCCAUCUUCAUCUCCCUGAACCGGCACGUGGGAGUCCGCAUCCUGGGCCAGGACAAGAUCGCAGUUUCCUUCCUCGCCAUGGGGCAACAAGCCAAAUUCAACGUGGGAACGAGAGUCGAGGUACUGCUCAGAAGCNNCCCGCUGCCUCCACGCGCCCCGCUUGCGGAGGAGCAGCUCCUGCUGCUCGCCUUCAGGAUAAGGAUCCGGCAGCUCUUCGACAAGCUGCGCGGAUGCUUAACCUUUCCUUCUAACGAGCAGUGGGACAAAAUCAGCCCUCCAGCCUACCUCAGCAGCCAGGCUUUGAAGAUCACAGAGCUCUGCAAGACCUCGGACGUAAGGGAAGAGGUUCACAGCUUGGUGAGGGCUAUAAUAAACCCGCGGGUCUGA
This is a messenger RNA of Tinamus guttatus (white-throated tinamou), 1422 nucleotides long. The record is from RefSeq and is a predicted model, not a curated record. NCBI's taxonomy places the organism in Eukaryota, Metazoa, Chordata, Aves, Tinamiformes, Tinamidae.